CUGAGUACAUAAUGAGUUUUUGUUGCACGCAUUUGUGAUGGGUAUAGUUUAAGAUUAUUAUUAAAGUAUUCUUUCAAAGAUAACCAUAUUCACUAAAAACAAAAUAAAUAAUCCGUUUCUUAGCAGUAGAAUUGAUAUUUUCAUACGUAUAUUCUUAGAGAAGAAAAAGUCUUAGCCAUAUAAUCUUUUAAUGGCAAUGGUCAUGAUGAAAGAUUGUCCGUACUUGUUAUAUAUAUUUAUUAGAGUGGGGGGAGGACAAGUUUUACGGCAGAAAGCAGUUGGUCACGGUAUUGUAAUCCUAGUAUGUAAGGAUAAGAAUAGCUGUUGUCUUUAUACGUGCUCGCACAGCAGAAAAGCCGUAAUGUAAUAUCAUGCACGCUUGCUAACUGCUUUAUGCCAAUAACUUAUAUUAAGACUUUUAUUCUACCAGAUAAGCGCACACCUGUUUCCUAUACUCAAGGUACAUCAUCCCUUCAGAAGAUCUCUACCAGAUCUAAUUUCGGGAACUUGCCAACUGAAAACAUGCAAGACCAUCCUUCGCCAUUACACUCCACAAUCAAUGAACAAAUAAGGGUCCUAACUGUGAAUCAUGGGGAACAUCUGGAUGGGAUAUUGUACAGAUUGAAGAAAGGUUGGAUAGUCGAGUUUCGGCUCGGAGCUUCCCUCCUUGGGAAAACGCUUGAUGUUUUUAUAAAUCAUCCGUUGUCGACUGACAAGGAAUUUGAGAGACAUACUUACUAUCAGUUACAAUGGAUCGACGAAUCGGCGAGCAUACGUUUAACUUUGCCUGGAUCAUUCCAUUAUUAUGUCACUGAUCAAAUCGAGGGGUACAUAAAACCCGUCGCAUCCGGAUUCUUAUUGGUGGAUCCUGAGUUAAAAGUUGGCGAAAAUGAGGAAAAACUACCUCUCGAUUGCAUUCAAAUGCAAACAGUUCUAGCAAAAAGUUUAGGACCUUUUUCUACGUGGGAAAGUAAAUUACUGGUAGCACAAAAUUCUGGAUACAAUGCAAUUCAUUUUACGCCGAUACAGGAAUUGGGACAUUCUAAAUCGUCAUAUAGCCUGAAGAAUCAAGCCAAACUCAAUCCAAUUUUUAACGAAAAUGAUAAGAUAAUUACUCAUCGCGAUAUCGAAACGCUUACAAAUAAAAUGCGAACUGAGUGGAAGAUGUUGAGCAUAUGCGAUGUUGUUCUGAAUCAUACAGCGAACGAGAGCCCUUUCUUGGUCUCUCACCCGGAAUGCACAUACAACUGCAUUAACAGUCCUCAUUUACGUCCAGCAUACAUCUUGGAUGCAGUGCUAUUUGAAUUGACAACUCAAGUGGCCUCUGAAGCCUGGGAAUUUAAAGGUAUUCCUACCGUCGUUGACACCGAGGAUCAUCUGAAUGCUAUUCGUCACGCUCUUCACACCCAUUUCUUGCCGCUAGUGAAGAUACACGAGAUGUAUAUCGUCGAUGUUAACGAAAUUUUAGCGGAAUUCUUAAGCUUGGCGCGUAACGAAGUGCCACAAGAUGUAAAUAAUACGGCUACUGAAGAUAUAACGGUGAUUCAAGAUCCGGAUUUUCGUAGAUUAAAGUCAAAAAUAAAUAUGCAGCUCGCUCUGAAAAAGUACAACACAUACAGAGCUGAUUGCUUCGAUGAGGAAACUCGCCUGAAACGAUGUGCGGAAGACUUUAAGAAUAAAUUACAAGAACUCAAUGAAGCUAUUAUCAAUGACGUGCAAAAUCACCUGAACGCUGCCGUUGAGAAUAGUAUUGCUGGUAUACGAUAUUUCAGAGUACAGUCCGAUGGUCCGAGACUCAAGGAGAUUAGCGAAAAGCAUCCUCUGGUUCCCAGAUAUUUCACUGAUUACGAAGUACCUAAAUCUUUAGCGGAAAGAGAAAGUAUAAUGUAUUCAGAUAACGGAUGUUAUCUCAUGGCGCACAAUGGUUGGGUCAUGAACGGCGAUCCUUUGAAGAAUUUCGCGGAGCCUGAUUCUAACGUGUAUAUUCGAAGGGAACUUAUCGCUUGGGGAGAUAGUGUGAAACUCAGAUAUGGGCAGAAACCAGAAGAUUGUCCUUUCUUAUGGCAGCACAUGAUGGCUUAUGUGGAACAAACGGCGCAAAUAUUCGAUGGUAUUCGACUGGAUAAUUGCCAUUCCACUCCGAUUCCCGUUGCCGAGUAUCUACUCGACGCUGCACGACGAGUCCGCCCAGAUCUCUAUGUUGUCGCAGAAUUGUUUACUAAUUCCGAUCAAAAGGACAACAUCUUUGUAAAUCGUCUUGGCAUCACAUCUUUAAUAAGAGAAGCUAUGUCUGCAUGGGAUAGUCACGAAGAAGGAAGAUUAGUAUAUCGAUAUGGAGGGGAGCCAGUUGGAGCGUUCCUGCAGUCACGAAAGCGGCCAUUAGUACCGAGCAUAGCCCACGCUUUGUUUCUAGACGUGACCCACGAUAAUCCCAGUCCGGUGGAGAAACGAAGUACCUUUGAUCUACUUCCGAGCGCCGCACUCGUGUCGAUGGCGUGCUGUGCCAGUGGCAGCAAUCGCGGAUACGACGAAUUGGUACCUCAUCAUAUUCACGUGGUGGAUGAGAAAAGGCAGUACGCUUCCUGGAUAGAGAACGAUAUAGUGGACAAUGUUAAGUUUGUGAACUCAAAAACUGGUAUAAUUGCAGCUAAAAAGGCACUAAAUGAUCUCCAUUACAUGCUUGGUCAACAAAAAUUUUCACAAGUAUUUGUUGAUCAAAUGGAUACUGACAUAGUGGCUGUAACGAGACACUCGCCGUCUACUCACGAGAGUGUAGUUCUGGUCGCGUUCACGGCAUUCAAACACCCGGACUGUAAUGCCCAUGAUCUGCGAAGACAUGUAAAACCAUUGAGAGUAGAGGGUGUAGUGGAAGAAAUUAUUUUAGAAGCGUCGCUCUCGCAUGCUGAUGCUAAAGAUGGCAAAUCACCUUUUCUUUCGCCUCAGAAAUAUGUGCAGGCUGAAGACGUUAUAAAUGGAUUGUCUGAAUAUACUUUGAGUCUUAAACAGCAUAUACAAUGCUGUGACUCCACAAUGAUCGAGAAGGUCGAUUCCGGCGAUUCUAAGAUCACGCAGCUUAACUUCGUUAACUUCCAACCCGGUUCCGUUGUAGCUAUACGAGUGGCCCUCCACGCAAAUAUAAUACCUGCUUUAGAGAAGCUCCAGGAUACUAUCUCACAGAUUACUUUGAAUGAGAAAUCAGACUUACAUGAUAUAAUUUCUCGCAUGGAUUUUUCGGAUUUGAAUAAAACCUUGUACAGAUGUGACCAAGAAGAACGAGACGAAACCCAAGGCAAAUUUGGGGUAUAUAUUGUGCCAGGAUACGGACCUGGAUUGGUAUAUGCCGGAUUACAAGGUGUUAUAUCUUUACUGGCUGAUAUUCGUCCAAAUAACGACUUAGGACAUCCCUUAUGUGCCAAUCUUAGACAGGGUAACUGGUUAAUAGAUUACUUGUGGCAGCGCCUGAAAGAGGAUGACGGUACUAAUCUCCUUGGCGUAUGGCUUGAACAAGCGGUGGAACCAUUCAAGUUAAUCCCGAGAUACCUUGUGCCGUGCUACUUUGAUGUUAUAGUUGUGAAUGUUUAUAGGAUUCUUUUGAAUCACUGUUACAACUUGUUAUCGAACUUUAUUCAGAAUGGAACUACAUUCAUUAAAUUACUGAGCUUGGUCUCGGUGCAAGUGGGCGGUGUAGUAAGAUCGUCGCAGUUGCCAGAUUUGUCGCCGAAUCUCAGUCCUCCUAAACCAAAAACUAAAAUUUAUGAGGGGAUGGCUAAGCAAGCAUGUUUAACAUUAUCGGCAGGCUUGCCACAUUUUACGACAGGUUACAUGAGAAACUGGGGUAGGGAUACCUUCAUCGCUCUCAGAGGGCUGUUUCUUCUUACGGGUAGGCAUGUCGAAGCGAGAUUUAUUAUCCUUGGAUUUGCUGGUACUUUGCGACACGGUCUGAUACCUAAUCUACUCGAUAAAGGAAGUAAUGCGAGAUUCAAUUGCCGUGAUGCUGUAUGGUGGUGGCUUUACACCAUAAAAUGUUAUACCGAGGAAGUCCCAGAUGGCUUGAGUAUCCUUUCUGAUAAAGUCUCGAGAUUGUUCCCGACUGACGAUUCACCAGCUUUGCCAGCAGGGCAACAUGACCAACCGCUGCAUGAAGUAAUUCAAGAAGCUCUCACGGUACACUUUCAAGGUCUCUGCUUCAGAGAGAGAAAUGCCGGGAAACAGAUUGACGAACACAUGACCGAUCGCGGAUUCAAUAAUCAAAUCGGCGUUCAUCCUGAAACCGGCUUUGUAUUUGGCGGUAACGAUGCUAAUGCCGGCACUUGGAUGGACAAGAUGGGAUCUUCCCAGAAAGCCAGUAACAAAGGCAAACCAGCCACGCCAAGAGACGGCUCCGCCGUUGAGAUAGUUGGACUGAGCAAAUGCAUUCUUAGCUUUCUGGCCGAAUUGUACAAGCAAAAUCUCUUCCCAUACGGCAGCGUUCAACGUAAAAGUCGCGAUGGUAGCACAAUAACUUGGAGUUAUAAGCAAUGGGCUGACAGAAUUCAAACAAACUUCGAAAAAUACUUUUACGUAAAUGAGACUCCGACGCAGGACGAAUUGAAACCCAAUUUGAUUCAUCGGCGAGGUAUAUUCAAGGACAGUUACGGAGCGACUCAAGAAUGGGCAGAUUAUCAGUUGCGACCUAACUUUCCCAUCGCGAUGGUUGUUGCUCCGGAAUUGUUUAAUCCUCAUCAUGCCUGGACAGCGUUGAAGAAAGCGGAGGAGUUACUAUUAGGACCGCUAGGAAUGAGAACGCUAGAUCCUGCAGAUUGGGCGUAUAAUGGGUAUUACGACAAUUCCAACGACAGCACUGAUACUAAAGUAGCGCAUGGAUGGAAUUAUCAUCAGGGGCCUGAAUGGGUCUGGCCGAUAGGAUAUUUCCUACGAGCGCGUUUGCAUUUCGCAUCAUUAAUCAAUGAUAAGGACGAAUUACAUCGUACGGUCGAGUCGACCAAUACUAUUAUUUCACGGCACUUCAUCGAAGCAUCCACCAAUCAUUGGCGAGGCCUCCCCGAGCUUACCAACAAGGACGGAGCUUACUGUGCGGAUAGUUGUCGCACCCAAGCGUGGAGCGCUUCAACUAUAUUGGAGGUAUUGUACGACUUGCAGAAGAUCAAACAGGAAUUGCAAUCUGAUCGAAUGAAAUCCGGGAAUUGAUAUCAUUUUGCGUGUGUUCAUCAUCACCAGUUACACUUAGAACAAUUAAAAUUAGAGGCGAAAUGUAGUGACGCUAGAAACGGAGCGGACAACACGAAUAUGAGCCUUCCCACAAAAGCAAUAACGACACCGCGCACAUCAGAAACACACGCAUAUCGUAUACCGCACGUAGGCGUAACAAACACUAUGCAAAUCUGCAAAUCCGUAGUCGCUGCAACUGAUAAUGCAUCCUCAAAGAACGAUGCUCUGAUUGCCGCUGAGGAAAGAUCAAUCUCUGCGAUUUAUAGAAAAUGCGAAAAAAAUGGCUCAAACUUUGGUAGCUCGUAUGAUUCAAAGGAAAUUUCAUCAGAUGUGAGAGACGAAGAACCCCUCGAUGAUCAACGAAAAGCUAAGAAUUACAAUCGACAACAGGCGAUAAUUGGAAACAAUAAAUUUCUAACUCUAUCGAAUGUCGAUCAUGUUUACGAAGAAGUUAGAACGAUCAAGGAGCCACGUGGUAAUUCGUACGAGUACGACAUUCGAGAUUACUAUGAGAAAUAUAGCCCAACCACAGCAAAAACUCUAAUAGAAACGCUUUUUUUGUCACGGCAUGCAAUUUGCAAGGAAUGCGCGAAAAUGAAAGGCAGCCCGGUGUACACCGAUCGCUUGAUAUACACGAAAGAGCCAUUGUUUGCCAUAGAGGUGGCUUUGUGUCAAUGUGGCGAUGAUGUUUCAUGUUUCAAAUAUUCGCACGAGGAUACCGAGGAAAAUACCUUUCACUCGCAAUAUCGAAGUCAAAAUUUUAUGCUAGUUUACAGUUACACGAAGACCAACGCCGCAAGUAUACUCUGUCCUCAGUAUCGGUCCCGAGACGUCUUUGACUUGCAACCGCUAUUGAAGCCGAGCAUCAACGUUGUAAAUCGUGCUCGUUGCAAACUCGUAGUAAACACCCAGUUGUAUCAUCGCUACAUAAAUAGCUAUCACAUGAGAACAUCAAGAGCCGGCUGCAUACCCAAGACAUUUUACCAUGACCGUGGCAACGAGAUAAGCUGUACGAAACGCAUUAACUAUAAUGAUUCACAAGAUCCAUCGAUUUAUCAGAAGCGCCCAUUAAAGGACAGCUAUAGCAAUGGACAUCAGGACAAUAGAUCGAGCUUGUUGCUGCUGGAACCACUAUUGCUAAUGCCAGAAUCGAAUUCUCCCAGACAUCAAGAAGAGAACAUCAAGAAACAUAUGUCGCGGUCGGAACGCACGAAAAUUAGCAGAAUAAUAAUGGCCUACGCAUUAUCGUUUUUUAUUCUCGCGAGUAUUACAUUUUAUAUCGUUUAUUUUACCUAGAUCGGUUGUUUGUUAAACUUGUGGUGAGAUAUUUAAAGAAAAUUUAAUUACAUGUGGAUGUUAUGUGGUACAUUUAUUGUCAUUAAUUUUACGUUACAUUUGUUACGAAGUGUUGUCAUCAAAUAUUUAACGGAAUGAUCAAAAUUAUACAUAUAUAUAUAUAUAUGAUUAAUUUAUGUUUUGUCGUUACAUAUGUAUAUAUUUUAUGUCUGUUAACGAAUAAUUCGCUGAUUCAUUAAUGACAAGAAAUUGUUCUGAAGUAUACAAAUUAUUAACGAUCUUAAUCAUUAAAUUUGCAUCACUAUGAGCAAA
Monomorium pharaonis (pharaoh ant) is the source of this 6816-nucleotide messenger RNA. RefSeq names its product glycogen debranching enzyme. Gene Ontology annotation, molecular function: amylo-alpha-1,6-glucosidase activity; 4-alpha-glucanotransferase activity. The record is from RefSeq and is a predicted model, not a curated record. Gene Ontology annotation, biological process: glycogen catabolic process; glycogen biosynthetic process. Lineage: Eukaryota; Metazoa; Arthropoda; Insecta; Hymenoptera; Formicidae.